Molecule: messenger RNA, 1296 nt
Organism: Phaeoacremonium minimum UCRPA7
Lineage: Eukaryota; Fungi; Ascomycota; Sordariomycetes; Togniniales; Togniniaceae
Product: putative transcription initiation factor iie subunit alpha protein
Exons: 3
Coding region: 1-1296 (431 amino acids)
Biological process (GO): transcription open complex formation at RNA polymerase II promoter; transcription initiation at RNA polymerase II promoter
Cellular component (GO): transcription factor TFIIE complex
Source: RefSeq, a predicted model, not a curated record
AUGGAUCUGGCGCAGACGCUUGUGCGCUCCGUAGUGCGCGCAUUCUUCGACACUCGAUCUAUCCUCAUUAUCGACGCCCUGAUCAUACAUUCGGCCUUGCGCGAUGACGACAUGGCCUAUCUGAUGUCGAUGAACACCAAAGAUCUCCACAAGCUCUGCGCGCGGCUGAGAGAUGACCGGUUCUUGGCAGUGCAUACCAGGUCGGAGUUGCGAGAGGGCCAGCAGCGUCCAAUCAAUCGAACGUACUACUACAUCGAUUAUCGCCAGACCAUCGAUGCCAUCAAAUGGAGGGUUUACAAGCUGGACAAGGAUAUGCAGGGUACCAAGGUUCCGGCUAGUGAACGGAAGGAGUAUUUCUGCUCUAGGUGUAAGGCCGAAUGGACACAGAUGGAAGUCCUGGACAGCGUUGGUCCUGCGGGCUUCCUCUGUCACCGUUGUGGCUCUGUUCUCACCCAUGAUGUCGAGCGUCAUUCCGCCGGUCACGAAAAAUCUACGAGGCUGAAUAAUCAGUUUAAAUUCAUCACCGACCUAUUGCCCAAGAUCGAUAGCGUCGUUAUACCCGACAACACCUUCGACGUCGCCUUUGCGAACGCUCGCGCAGUUGAGAGAGAUGCUCAGCAUCAAAUCGCAAGGAGUGUGGCGGUGGACAUGGGUCUUAAUCGGCCCACUGCCGUCAAGGGUCUUGCGAAUACAGGCCCGAAGACAAUCGAGGUCAGCAUAUCCACAUCAGAAGGCCCGACCGAGGAGGAGAAAGAAGCAGAGCGUCUCCGAAAGGAGAAGAUUGCCAAACAAAACCAGCUGCCCUCCUGGAUGUCGAACAGUACUAUUACAGGGGAGUCCUUUUCUGCCACCCCAAAUACGGGUUCGGCUUUACCUGCGAGCGAGGCCGACAGCAAAGAUGCUACCGGGAAGGAGUCUAUUGACGCGAAGCAGCACCAAGAGAUUGAUGACUAUUUCGCACGUCUCAAGGCGGAGCAGGCAGCCUUGGCGGCUAAGAAGGAAGAGGACGAGGAGUCCGGAUCCGAGGAGGAUGAAGACGACUUUGAAGACGUCGUUGCCGGUGGAAAUAAUGCCGGGAUAACUCCUGCCAGUACAGCGCCAACUGCCAAUCUCCCAGCAGUGCCCUCACCACUUCGACAGACUAGUGUGCCUAUCAAGAGAGAGAUUUCGGUGGAAUCGCCCUCCAAGCGUGGUAGUCCCGGCUCUGACGAUAGACCAGCCAAGAAAGUCAAGUUGGAGGAGCCCGCGGCUGACGACGGUGAGAGCGAGGAUGACAUGGAAUUUGAGGACGUGUAA